Prunus persica (peach) is the source of this 1365-nucleotide messenger RNA. RefSeq names its product putative F-box/LRR-repeat protein At1g56400. The record is from RefSeq and is a predicted model, not a curated record. The transcript has 4 exons. NCBI's taxonomy places the organism in Eukaryota, Viridiplantae, Streptophyta, Magnoliopsida, Rosales, Rosaceae. Gene Ontology annotation, molecular function: protein binding. Bases 1 to 1365 code for a protein of 454 amino acids.
AUGGACCGCUUCUUAGUGUUGCCCGAGUCCCACCUCGUCGCCAUUGUCUCCUUCUUGCCUUUCAAAGAAGCGGCAAGAACCUCCGUUCUGUCGAAGCGUUGGCGUCACGUUUGGCGUUUGUCGAAAAACAUCGAGUUCGACGAACGUUGCUUUGCCAACGUCGAUGCCGAUAGAGAGGUCCAAAUACAAGUGUUCAUUGAUUUUGUGCGGCAGUGGGUUCAAAACUACCAAGAACCCACCGUGGACAGACUUUCUCUCAAGUUUUCGCAGCCACAAAAUAACCCAAGGGUUGUCGAAAACUGCAUCGCAUUUGCCCUCGCCGGCCAUGUCAAACACCUAGCGCUUGAUUUCUCUGAUCGCACAUGGGCUGUACACGAUCUCGACGAUAUUGCUCAUCCGACGCAGUUUGAUCUGCCUCUGUCUGUUUAUAACCAUCCUCUCGAAUCUUUGACUCUGUCUUCUUGCAACUUCAAUGUGUCCGAGUUCAAGAAUUUUGGGAUGCUUAAAGAAAUUUCGUUGUGUUGGGUUGAAAUGAAGGAAAGCACUACCAAGGCUUUGUUGGCCAACUGUGGGUGUCUUGAGAGUUUGAGCCUGAGACACUGUUGGGACAUGGACAACUUCUUCUGUGUUCGAGUAGGGGAAUUAAAGCUGAAAACUUUGGUGGUUUAUAAGUGCAGGUUUAUGUGUUCUUACUUUGAAUUUGAGGCACCAAAUCUGCGUUGUCUGAGGUACUCUGGGACCCUGCCAAAAUUUUGUUUACUCAGAAAUGGAGGCUUGGAUGAGGUGGAUCUUGACUUUGGGCAUGAGACUCAUGGGAAUGAGGCAGUGUCUGAUCUUCUUGGUCAACUCAUCGAUGAAGUCAACCCCAUGAGGGCAUUGACUGUUUGCACCUUCAUGCUUCAGGUUCUUCCAAUGGGAGAGGAAGGCAUUGGUUCUCCUUUGGGCAUUACACAGUUGACACUAAAAACGACGAUGCAUGACCAUGAACAACACGGCAUCCAGUAUUUCUUGAAAAACUGUCCCCAACUGGAGACUCUGAAAUUCGAAAUAGACAGCCAUGCCCGUACCAGAAUUAUCAAUUAUACGGAAUAUGAAGCUCCAUGUGCUGAAGUGAAACCUGAACAUAUGUGGGACGAGAACACGAUUACUUUCUCGUGUGUAACGCAGACUCUGAGAGAGGUUGAGAUGAAGGGCUUUAGGGCGUCGCCAAACGAGAUCGGUUUCAUGUGCUAUCUGCUCUACCAUGGCCGCCUCAUGGAAAAGCUUACUAUUAUUGUUUCAAGCCAAGCGAGCGGUCGUGGAAACCCACAACUCUACCGAAUGGUAGCUGAAAAGACGCGGGAUUUACCUAGAACGCAGACGUAA